Messenger RNA from Prorocentrum cordatum, 1402 nucleotides. Lineage: Eukaryota; Dinophyceae; Prorocentrales; Prorocentraceae. The record is from the annotation of a GenBank genome assembly.
GCCCCCUGGCAGCUCCUCCGCGCCUCCGCGUGGAAGACGGUUCGGAAGGGGGUCUGGGCCUUAGAGGAGGGCAUUCUAGUGCUGGAGGCCCGGGUCUUGGUGAAGGCCAUGCGUGGGCUCGCUCGAACCAGGCGCGGCGCCUGCAUCAGACAGCUGUUCCUGUACGAUGACAUGGCCGUCGUUCUCGCCUUCGCCCGCUCGAGAAGUCACGAUUUUAAGUUGUUAGUCCAGAUGCGUCGCUUCAAUGCGUGCGCCCUGGCCCUCGGUGUCGCCCCGUUUUUUAGGCCGGACGCGGGACCUGCCGCGUUGUCGAAGGCGCUGCCUGCCGCAGAGGCGAGGACGAGGGCGCUUGGGAAGCUGGGCCCGCCCCUGCCGAAAGUGAGGGGUGGUCGGGCCCUCCUGGAGGCCGGCUCGGCGUGGCCGCCGCCGCCUGCCCCGCUGACGCUCGUCGACCCCGCGCCCGAGGGCUCCGCUGGCGACGACGCGGCGGACGGCGUGGGCGGGCUCGGCACGAGCGGCUCCGACAGCGCCGGGGGCCAUGCGGGUGCGGCCCAGCGGAGGCCCCGCGUCCUCCAGGCCUCCCGGCGCCGAUGUCGGGCGGCGCUCUGCGUGGGCCUGAUCGUGCAGAGCAGCCCGGAGGAGGGGGCGUUGCUGGAGCGCCUGGCUGUGAUGCACCGCAUGACGGGCCGCUACGUCAAAAUCCUCGCUCGUUUUUGCUCGCGUGCAGGCCUGACCGACGAGAAGCUGGCACAUGCCAAGGACGAGCAGGUGGGUUGCCUCCUCUACGACUACUUCACCGCAAUGUACCUUGCGGGCGAGCAGAGCAGCCUCGGGUGCCAGACCAUGGCCGCGCCGCCGGACAGGCAACCGGUUUUCGACCGUCGGUGGGUUCAGUCCUGGCCGCGCGCCUGGCGGGCUCUGAGGUGCUGGAGGCGGCGGGCGUCAGCGCGCGCCCUCCGGGCCUUGCCCCUGGCGGUCAGGGCGGUCAGGAUGUGGCGCCUGGUGGACAAGGGGCUGACGCUCACGGCUCUGUUCCUGGCGGUCGACCUCUCGGCUUAUUCGAGGCCCUUUUCUUUCCUAGCCGCUCGGAAAUGCGACCUGGUUCCUCGGUCUCGCGCAACUGUGGACAGCUGGAGCCUCCUCGCACACCAGAGGGAGGGGGGCAGUCGAGGCCACGCGGAUCGCUGCGACGACGACUGCCAGCUGGGCUUGGGCUACACGCGGGGCCGGUUCCCCCUCUGCGCCCAUCGGCGAGCUGCCGGAGGGGCAAAUAAGCCUUGGCCGCUCGACUACCUAGAGCCUUCGGAGGCCGCGUUGCUGGCCGCCGCCGUCGGGUGCCACCCGCCAGACCGGAGGUGGCUGUGCGAGUCCUGCGAGGUGCGCCUCAUGCCGAUCAUGCUAG